UGGCAGUUAAGAUUCAGGUGUGUGAAGUUUAGUUGGUGAAAAUUACUCAUUGUGACUAGACGUAUAAUGAAGAAGUCCAUGAUCUUCAAAGUCUUUCCAAUUCUCACAUUUCUCUUGCUAUGCGGUCGAGAAAGUUCUGCUGAUUGUGUUUGGUAUAAUGUGUGCAAUUACGAUACUAAUGGACAAUUCCAGAAUUGUGCCUAUGAUGGACCAGGAUUUCCGCUGGAUAUCGCAGCAGAUCCAGAAGCAGCUGAAAUCCUGCGGAGACGCUGCCCAGAUGUAUUCACAAGCGAUGACACGCCGCUUUGUUGUAAUGCACAAAGUAUCAGGCUGAUGGAUUCGCAAUUCUCAAUGGCUGAAGGGAUUUUUGGACGCUGCGAGGGGUGCCUGAAAAAUCUCCUACAGAGUAUUUGUGCCUUUUCAUGUUCUCCUGAAGCUAGUAAGUACGUGCGAACUUAUGUGGAGCCACAGGGAAAUAUAGGAGGAGCCUAUGUUCGGGAGAUUGACUUUGUGGCCAAUGCGGAUUAUUUGAAUAUGACAUAUGAGAGUUGUGCCAACAUUGUACAUCCUUCCACUGGUAAACUAGCCAUGGAUUUGGCAUGUGGAUCCUUCGGUUCGUCCAGAUGCACGCCAUUGAGAUGGUUUGGCUUCAUGGGUGACAGUAGUAUAAAUCCUCUGGCACCAUUUACCAUUAACUACUUUACAUCUGAAAAUCCUGAAGAGAGAUUUGAUGGAAAUCCCAGAACUUGCGACGAUCCUUUUCCAGGAUCUUAUGAGUGUUCUUGCAUCGAUUGUCCGACAAAUUGUCCACAAGGAAUGGAGCCCGAAGUUGAGGAAAGUGUAUUCAUGGUUGGAGACCUGAAUGGAAUAACAUUUGUCACGGCAAUGUUUCUGGGUCUCCUGGGAAUUGUGUUCGUAGUUAUUGUUUCAAUUCGCACGAGACACAGUGACUUUGAUGAGCUACCAAAAUGGUGCGGAGGAUUCAAUGGUAUCAAUCGGUAUAUUACAGCAUUCUUCAGAUGGCUAGGUUACGCUUGUGCCUCUCAACCGAUUCUCACUCUUGCUCUCUGUUCCUGGGCAAUUGCAGCCCUGGCUUACGGGAUAUUCUAUCUGGAAAUAACAACAGACCCAGUGGAACUUUGGGCAAAUCCAGAGAGCAGAUCCAGGGUUGAGAAGGACUUUUUUGACAGUCGUUUUGGACCGUUCUAUAGAACUGAACAAAUUUUUAUGAAGCCCUACAAUACAACGUCUAUUUUCCACGAAACUGACACGGGUGUAGUUGAAUUUGGCCCGGCUUACAAUAUGGAAUUCCUCCUGGAAGUGUUCAAGUUGCAGUUGGAACUGGCUCAAUUAGGACAAGAUGAAAAUCUGGGACUGGAGAAGAUAUGCUUCGCACCUGUUAUCUAUCCAGGAGAAACACCAACACUUGAUCAAUGCACAGUUCAAUCAGUGUUUGGAUACUUUGAUCAUGAUUUCGCCAAGUUUAAUGCAUCGCGCACAGAUAUAAAUGGAUUUGUGAUAAACUAUCUCAAUACGAUGAUCAGUUGCACCCAGAAUGCUUAUUCUCCGGAAUGUUUUGCGCCAUUUGGGGGCCCUGUUGAGCCUGGAGUAGCUCUGGGUGGGAUGCCAAAGCCUGAGGGGAAUGAACAGCCUGAGUACAACCUCGCCACAGCUGUCACGGUCACUUUUCUAAUAAAUAACAAGCAAGAUCCUGAUCACUUGGCACUGGCUAUGGAGUGGGAAAAGCUCUUCAUUGACUUCAUGAAAAACUACGAGAGUGACUUGAUGGAUGUCGCCUUCAGUGCUGAGAGAUCGAUUGAGGAUGGGAUUCAAGAACUUUCCGAAGCGGAAAUGUCUACGGUGAUCAUCAGUUACGCCGUUAUGUUUAUCUACAUCAUGAUUGCACUGGGGAAGAUCAGCGGAGUUCGCACCUUCUUCCUGGAAUCCAAGAUAACUUUGGCAGUAGGAGGAAUAGUUAUUGUCCUGGUUUCUGUGGCGUGCAGUCUAGGAAUUUUCGGAUACGCUGGAAUUUCCACCACAAUGCUAACAAUUGAGGUGAUACCUUUCUUGGUUCUUGCCAUUGGUGUGGACAAUAUCUUCAUCAUGGUGCAUACAUACAACCGAUUGGACAAGAGAGAGUAUGCCAAUAUACCUGAAGGCAUUGGAGUGGCCAUUGGACAAGUGGGCCCUUCUAUCCUUCUCACGGCUUCUGCUGAAAUCUUCUGCUUCGGCAUUGGAGCGCUCUCGAGCAUGCCAGCAGUGCAUACGUUCGCCAUGUACGCUGCUGUUGCUCUUCUUAUUGACUUCAUCUUGCAGCUGACGGCCUUCGUGGCAAUCAUGAGCCUCGAUCAACAACGCUACGAAGCGAAGAGGUUUGAUCUUAUGUGCUGCCUUCGGAUGAGCAAGUAUCAGAAGGAAGACAAGCCAUCACAGGGAUUUCUGCAGAGGAUCAUUGAUAGAUUUUAUGCUCCUUUCGUGCUGUCCAAACGUGUCCGACCGCUUGUCUUUAUUUUCUUCAUCCUUACUACUUGUUUGUCAAUCAUGGUAGCGCCACAUCUGGAACCAGGACUCGAUCAAGAACUAUCAAUGGCUAAAGACUCCUAUGUAGUGAAGUAUUUCAAUUUUAUGGCAGAAUUACUCUCAAUUGGUCCCCCAGUAUAUUUUGUGGUCACAUCUGGUCUAGACUAUAGCUACACUACCGCACAAAAUUUAAUUUGUGGUGGCCCUCUGUGCAACAAUGACUCAGUUUCCGUGAAACUCUACAUAGCAUCUCAAUAUCCGGACAUAACCUACAUUGCUCGGCCCUCUUCAUCGUGGAUUGAUGAUUACAUUGACUGGCUAAGUGUGGACACGUGCUGCAAAUUGUAUCCGAAUGGAACUUUCUGUCCAAGUACCACGCCACUAGGUGUUUGUCAAGACUGUGAGAAGGAAAUUGUGGAUUUGAGGCCGACGAGAGAGAUUUUCAUGAGGUACUUCAGCAAUUUCCUCUCAGAUUUGCCUCAUGAAGGGUGUGCAAAAGCUGGAAGAGCGGCCUAUGUUUCAGCGAUAAACUACAUUUAUGACCAGCAUGGAGACACUUACAUCCAGGAUUUCUACUUUAGUUCCUAUCACACAACUCUAAGUACUUCGAGGGAUUUCUACACUGCCCUAAAACAGGCGAGAAUAAUCACAGAUAACAUUCAGGAGGACUUUGAUGAGAAGGAACUGGGAAUAUCUAUCUUCCCCUACAGUGUCUUCUAUGUUUUCUACGAACAAUACCUCAGUAUUUGGGAAGAUUCCUUCUUCUCGUUGGGCAUGUCGAUAGUCUGCGUUUUCGGUGUGACUUUCCUCGUGACAGGACUCGACAUUGUCUCAGCGCUGACAGUCCUGUUAGUCGUUUUGAUGAUCCUGAUCAACAUGUUAGGAUUGAUGUGGGCCUGGAGUAUCACUCUCAAUGCCGUUUCCCUCGUGAAUCUUGUAGUGAGUGUGGGAAUAGGCGUGGAGUUCGUAUCUCACAUCGUGCGAUCCUACACGAGAGUUAUUGGCGAUCACAUGGACAGAGCAAGAGCUGCUCUCGUGAACACCGGCAGUAGCGUUCUCUCUGGCAUCACACUUACUAAAUUUGCCGGAAUUGUAGUCCUCGCCUUUGCCAAAUCGCAGAUUUUCCAGGUCUUCUAUUUCCGAAUGUACUUAGGAAUGGUGCUGAUCGGAGCAGCUCAUGGAUUAAUCUUCCUGCCGGUCCUUUUGAGCUUUAUCGGUCCUCCUUCGAAGGUGAAAGAGUUGAUAUAGUUGAAGAAUGGAAUAAAAAUGAUAUUAUUAAUUGAGUUGCAAGAGUGCAGAGACUCCUCGAAGAACCCAGUGAUCAGA
Phlebotomus argentipes is the source of this 3846-nucleotide messenger RNA. RefSeq names its product NPC intracellular cholesterol transporter 1 homolog 1b (gene Npc1b). NCBI's taxonomy places the organism in Eukaryota, Metazoa, Arthropoda, Insecta, Diptera, Psychodidae. Gene Ontology annotation, cellular component: membrane. The record is from RefSeq and is a predicted model, not a curated record. Bases 67 to 3768 code for a protein of 1233 amino acids. The transcript is spliced from 9 exons.